This is a messenger RNA of Brassica oleracea var. oleracea, 614 nucleotides long. Its product is annotated as CLAVATA3/ESR (CLE)-related protein 41-like. Gene Ontology annotation, biological process: xylem development. Gene Ontology annotation, molecular function: receptor serine/threonine kinase binding. The record is from RefSeq and is a predicted model, not a curated record. Lineage: Eukaryota; Viridiplantae; Streptophyta; Magnoliopsida; Brassicales; Brassicaceae. The coding region runs from base 267 to 566 and encodes 99 amino acids. The transcript is spliced from 2 exons. Gene Ontology annotation, cellular component: apoplast.
AAGGGCGAUUUGGUAAUCUCAUACCUCGUGAUCGUUCUGCAUACAACUUUGGGUUUUACUUUAUUAAUAAAAUGCAAGAGUGUGUGAAAAUAUGAAAAUCUCUCUCUGAUUUUCCUCUUUCUCAGUUUUCUUCAUCUUCUUUAUUUUAUUCUCUGCUUUCUGCUUUCUCGCGUCUCUGACCAGCUCCCGAGUUGUUCGUUUCUGGUUAAUGGAUAUUGAACCCUCUAGUGAUCUUGGGGGGUGGGUUAUUUCAUUUUCUAAAUUGCAUGGCAACAUCAAAUGACCAAACCAAUACUAUAUCAUCACAUUCUUAUACUCUUCUUCUUUUAAUCAUAUUCUUAUCUUUGAUUCUCUUCAUCAACCUUGCAAUCCCCAUGACUCAUCAUCGGUCCACAUCUAUGGUUGCUCCCUUCAAGAGGGUUCUUCUCGAACCUUCUGUUCUAGCUUCAUCAACAAUGGAUCUGCAUCCAAAGGGUCGCACACGUUGCAGCCAUACUUCUAGAAGGAGAGAGUUUGCAAAUGAUGCUCAUGAAGUUCCUAGUGGUCCAAACCCUAUUUCCAACUAGGUUGAACGACAAGAAACUGUAGAGGGGAAGAAGCAAAAUUAUUGGACA